AUGCUGCCAUCUGUACCGCUCGUGUCAGAAGGUGGCGCUGCUGCUGAUUCUCCACAACAAUUGCCUAUUGACUCGCAGUCAAGUACGGCCUCUCUCCCUGCGGGAACGGACCCUAAUGCAGAAACUGGUCCACCAACCUCUGAAACAUCUAGUGCCAACACCGGCUCACUUUCGCCUAGUAGCAUUGAUGUAUUGGGAACGUUGCUUAGUGUCGCAGCAGCUGCAACAGCUGCUUCUCUCCUCACAGGGACUUCCGAGCCUAUUUUUUCUUCUGGACUUGCGCCCUUAUCUCAGUCACCAAAUCAGCCUCCUCAAAGUGUGUCAGAUCGGCCUCUAUCGCCUACACCAACAGGUGACGCUGGGCGGAUGCGUCAUGUCUGGAGCAGCUUACGUGAUCGUCUUGGUCUACGCACACCUGGAAUGGGAACGCCUGGUGUUGAUGAGGGCACGGGUAGACCCAGUCCUCGCGAUGCACGCGAGCUUCUGCUUACGGAGAUGGCUCGGGCCUUCAAUUUGGGUCUUGGUCUAGGAAGACCGCCUGCUGUCCCUGACGCGACCAAUGCCAGCGGACCCGCGGCGCCCAUAGCUGAGCCACCCUCCGCUAAUGGAGGUGGGACCAGUGACGUUCCCGUAAUGCCCCCACCUGGCAGCUUUGAGCGUUUCCUUAUCGAUCUUCAAUCAGAUCUAAGGGUUGCGCUUGCGCAAGACAGUACCCCUGUUGACGCCGACCGCGAUGGAGGUAUGGGCGAUGAAGAUAGCCAUGAAGGUGCACGCCAUGAGACUGAAGACGUGCCGGAUGGCACGAGUGACAACGAGUCUUACGACACCGCCGCAUCCGACAUCGAUGAUAACAUGCCUGAACUUCAAAGCGUUUCUGAUGAGGCGUCUACUAUAUCGGAUGCCCACACUGCCCGGGAGAGCCCAGGCACAAACAAUGACAGUCUAGGACCUAGCGAUGACCCGGAUUUGGAAAGUGAUAACGCCCAGCAUACGCCUAUCAACUGGUGGCGAUUGUACCGUUUUCCUGCUAUCACCGCGCCAGCAAGUCGCAGUACACAAUCCCCCACGAUUAUACAGCAAGGAUCUGCCCCACAACCACUACCACACGCGGAUGGCGAUGGGGUACAAAAUGCGGGUAGUCCACCAGCUGCUUCGUCUUCUCCUUCCUUUAUUCCUUCAGAGAUGCUGGAUACUACGCACGCAACACCAGACGCCGACCUCACCGCUGGAGUACAGCCGGGUAAUGGUAAUGAACAACGUAAUGUCGUCAUUCCUGUCAUCGUCGUGGGGUUGCAAUCAGUGCACGCAGAACGCCAAUCACCUAUGCCUCCACAUCCUCCUCAUCACCUUCAUCCUCAUGUCCAUCAUCAGCCACCCGAUUUCGCAGACGAGCGCUCCACCGAAGGAGAUAUGAUGGAUUUAGAAUUUGGCAGUGAAACUGGGAUGUCUCCACCAACCCCAAUCCCUACUGCUCUAUCAGAAUUUCCACCCGAGAGUACACGACCAUCUCGCGGCCGCUCUUGGCAAUCUCGUGCAGCCGAUGCCAUCAGGAAUUUACGUCCUGGUCGUAGGGCCGCUGUGUCAAGACAGACAGCGUCAGAGCCUCCAGGGUCCAGGACGUUCCUCAUUUAUGUCAUUGGUGGCUACUACCCACCCGAUCACCAAAUCAUCACAGGCGGGAACUUGGAUUCAUUCGAGGCAUUGUGGGAACUAGCCGAGUUGCUCGGUCAAGUGAAACCACCCACUGCCUCGAAGGAGGAGAUUGACAAGUCUGGACUUGAAGUGAUCAAGGCAAAUUCACUUGAGGAGUAUGCGAAGGACGGACGUGUCGCUACUAACUGUGUCGACCGGUGUCUCAUAUGUCUUGAUGACUAUGUGCCGGACGAUGACCUACGUGUCUUAAGCUGUAAACAUGCAUUCCACCAAGGCUGUGUAGAUAAGUGGCUCCAGACAGGAAGGAACAAUUGUCCUGCCUGCCGUACGAAGGUAUGUUCAUUUAGCAGCCAGCAAUCAGGUAUUCAUAAGCUAUUUCAGGGCGUCGACAACGAUAUCAGCCCGUCUACUGAACCGUCCGCUUCGAGUUCAACCUUAGCACCCCAGCCAUCGGCUGCAUGA
Messenger RNA from Suillus fuscotomentosus, 2115 nucleotides. RefSeq lists its product as uncharacterized. The record is from RefSeq and is a predicted model, not a curated record. The transcript has 6 exons. The coding region runs from base 1 to 2115 and encodes 704 amino acids. Gene Ontology annotation, molecular function: ubiquitin protein ligase activity. Lineage: Eukaryota; Fungi; Basidiomycota; Agaricomycetes; Boletales; Suillaceae.